GUCUUCCCCAUGUAUAAAGGCGCUACCCCUUCUAGAGAGAAAAGGUGGUGAGAGCUGGGGGAUGUUUCAAAAAAACUCUCUCGUAGAUAGAAACAAAAUAGAGAUUUGCAUCCAAAAAAAUAUUCCUGAAAGCUUGUGGAAGUUUUACGAAGUAUGACUUCUCUUUCCAUUACACAUGUCACAAGACCUCUAGUUGUACGCAGAACCGUGCUCGUCGCAUUUCAGUGUUGAAAUUGCAAGGGAUUUCGUCGAUUCAUCAGUCGUUUAAGUCAUUCUCUCCUUCGUACCAUUGGAUUCUCUUCUAGCAGUCUUUACAUGCGCGCAUAAAAAAGCAGGCCAUCGAAUGGGAGCGGGAGGAAGAGAAGUUUUCUAAAAGGAAUAGAAUCGAUAUGUCGAAAUAAAAAUGUUGGCUUCGUUGGCCCCAUAACUCUGAGGGAAUGGGGGUCUCCAUCAGAAACGCGUUAUUCGUAAAGGAGAAGAUUGCGUAAAUACUUCAUUUUCUUCUUUUCAUAUUCAUCACUUUGUUGUUGUUAUUGUUUUGCACGUUUAUUCGUGCAUUUUAUCUGAGAGCACUCAUCGCAAAUCCCAAAAGAACUAACCAUUAUUCAGUCCUUGAGAAAAAAAGCUUUACAAAACUCCUAAGUGUUUAUCAAAAGUUCAUCAUGUUCGACAUCGCGUUUGAGAAUGGGCAACCCACCUACCAAAGCAACACCAUCUUUAAGUGUUUCAGAGAUAACGGCAACGGUCUCCUUUUCCGCAUCGUUAACGAAGAUGAGAAGAAGUGGGCGUUCUACAACGAUACCACGAGCUACAACAUGGUGGUGCGCGUCGUCUUUGGCAAGGAUAGCGAGAUCGAGGCGUUGGAGGAUACCCAAAUGAGUCGUGAUGAGGAAACUAACGAGUAUAAGUGCGAGUUGCACAUCCCACCCUUGGAGACGAAGAUGUUCAUUAGCGGCGUUCCUAAUGGCUACAGGAUGAACUUUGAAGCUAACCCUAUCCCUAAGUAAACGAGAGAUGAAUAGUAUCUAAGACUAUUUUUAUAUAAAUAUAUAUAUAUAUAUGUAUGUAUAUAUAUAUAUGCCUGAAAAAAAAGGAAUUAAUUCAUGUUUAUAGUUUAUGUUUACUAAGUACUGUAAGUGUUUAGAAGCCAGAUCGUAAA
Phytomonas sp. EM1 is the source of this 1159-nucleotide messenger RNA. Lineage: Eukaryota; Euglenozoa; Kinetoplastea; Trypanosomatida; Trypanosomatidae. The record is from the annotation of a GenBank genome assembly.